AGAAACUACUGGUUUUUCUGAAAUAGAAGAAAGUCAGCCUGUUGAUUUGAUGUCUUCUUUGGAAAAUCUUAUAGAUGUAAAUUAUGAUGAGAAAUUACAAGAAUGCUAUCAAAUUUUUAAAGCAGUAAGUAAUAUAUUUUUUGAUAAUAAUGGUGAUAACAGUAAUGAUGACGAUGAUGCAUCUGAAAAAGACAAUGAAAGAGAAAGAGAAUUUGAAGAUGAGUAUUUAAUAGAUAAUUCAGAAGAAAAUUAUCAAGUAAAUUUUGAUGCUCUAGAAAUAGAAUUAAAUGAAAAUGAUUUCAAAAAUACUGAAAAAGAAUUUAAUAACAUUUCAUGGAUUAUUGUAUGGAUCUUGAAAUAUCAAAAAAGAUUUUGA
Molecule: messenger RNA, 376 nt
Organism: Funneliformis mosseae
Lineage: Eukaryota; Fungi; Glomeromycota; Glomeromycetes; Glomerales; Glomeraceae
Source: the annotation of a GenBank genome assembly